AUGAAUGAUAAUAAUAAUCAAAAUGAAUUAGCUAUUCAACGUUUUGUUGAAUAUAUACAAAUAAAAACAGUACAACCUGAACCAGAUUAUGAUAGUGCUUUCAAAUUUUUGAAAAAUUAUGCACAAGAGCUUGGUUUAGAAUAUUGUUUAAUUAAAAUUGAUGAAGGCCGACAAGCAGCUGUAUUAACUUGGUUAUCAUCAUCAAAUGAUAAAUCAAUAUUACUCAAUUCACAUAUUGAUGUUGUACCAGUUUUUGAAGAAAAUUGGAUAGUUCCACCAUUUUCAGGUGAAAUUCAUGAUGGAAAAAUUUAUGGACGAGGUACACAAGAUAUGAAAUGUGUUGGAAUUCAAUAUUUGGAAGCUAUUCGACGUCUUAAAACAGCUAAAUAUGAACCAAAACGAACUAUUCAUUGUUUAUUUGUUCCUGAUGAAGAAAUUGGUGGUGACAGAGGAAUGAAAACGUUAAGAACACUAGAUGAAUUUAAAAAUUUAAAUGUUGGUUUCGUUCUUGAUGAAGGUCUUGCUAGUGAAACAGAUGUCUUUCAAGUAUAUUACGGUGAUCGUAGUUGUAUGUGGAUUGAAAUAACCAUUAAAGGUAAUACUGGUCAUGGAUCACGUCUUAUUGACAAUACAGCUGCAGAAAAAGCUCAAUUUAUUAUUAAUGAAAUGUUAAAAUAUCGUACUGAUGCAAAAGAACGUUUAGAAAAAAGUCAAACAACAGAUAAACCACUUCAAUUAGGUAAUAUAACAACAAUUAAUUUAACAAAAAUGAAUGGUGGUGUUCAAAUAAAUGUUGUACCUGAUCAAUAUACAUUAGCUUUUGAUUGUCGCAUUGAACCAAAUAAUUAUGAUUCAUUUAAAGAAUUUGUAAAUGAUCUUAUUCAACGAACACCAAAAGAAAAUAAUGAAGAAAUAAUACUGAAUUAUGCACAAGAUUCAGGUCCACUUCUUCUUACUGAUAUUGAGAAACCAUCAUGGUGGCUUAAUGGUUUUAAACAAACAUGUGAAGAAAUGAAAUGUAAAUUAAAUUGGACUAUAUUUCCUGCUGGAACUGAUGCUAGAUUUUUACGUAAUCUUGGUUAUCCAGCAAUUGGUUUUUCACCUAUGAUAAAUACUCCUGUUCUUUUACAUGAUCAUAAUGAAUAUUUACAUAAAGAUGUUUUUCUUCGUGGCAUUGAAAUUUAUAUUAAAUUAAUUAAAAAUCUUACAAGUGAACCAAUAUCAACUUAA
This is a messenger RNA of Rotaria sp. Silwood1, 1230 nucleotides long. The record is from the annotation of a GenBank genome assembly. Lineage: Eukaryota; Metazoa; Rotifera; Eurotatoria; Philodinida; Philodinidae.